GUUUGAGGACCCCUGCCUGAACUCUCUGCUCCCAGAUUCAGCGCCUCUACCGUGGCUCCCGACCAGGUGCAACCCACUUUCCUAGUGUAAGGCUGGGGGCGGGGUUUGGCUGGGCCGGUCCAGGAUGCAAGAUCCUGGAGGGAAGAAAAGGUGUACUGUUUGGGGUGCUCAGCGGGCUGGGCUGGCUUGGCAGGGCUGGGAUCUUCGGAACAGGUAACGACCCGGAGGCCUGUUCGUCUGAACCAUAGAUAGAAGGACAAGGCGAGAUCUCCAGGUAACAGGAUGGAUUUCGGAACCCCUGACCUGCUGGAUGCGUGGCUGGAGCCCCCAGAUGAUGUCUUAACAGGACCCUUCCUGGAGCUGGGACUCCACUGUCCACCUCCCGAAGUCCCAGUGACUAUGCUACAAGAACAGGGGCUGCAAGGCUGGGAGUCCAGUGGGGCCCAUGCCUGUGGCCUUCAAGAGAGUGAGCCUGAAGAUUUCCCGAAGCUUUUCAUUGAUCCCAAUGAAGUGUACUGCUCAGAAGCAUCUCCUGGCAGUGACAGUGGAAUCUCGGAGCACCCUGGUCGUCAAGACAGUCCCCCUGUCCCCCAGGCACCCAGUUCUCCUGCCCUCUAUGAAGUUGUUUAUGAGACAGAGGCCCUGGAGAAGAUGCAGGAGGAAGCUGGGCCAGCGGUGGGCUUCAUCUCCAUUCAGCUAGAUCAGUGGAGCCCACCUUUCAUGACGCCUGAUGCCUGCAUGGUCAGCAACGUGCCCCUUGAUGCUCAUGCCCACAUCCUGCCCCGAGCAGGCACUGUAAACCCAGUGCUUCCUGCCACCCUGCUACCCUGUCAAGCCUUGUUCCUGACAGAUGAGGAGAAGCAUCUGCUGGGGCAGGAAGGGAUUUCCCUGCCCUCUCACCUGCCCCUCACCAAGACAGAGGAGAGGGUCCUCAAGAAGGUCAGGAGGAAAAUCCGUAACAAGCAGUCAGCUCAGGACAGUCGGCGGAGGAAGAAAGAAUACAUCGAGGGACUGGAGAGCAAGGUGGCUGCCUGUUCUGCACAGAACCAGCAACUACAGAAAAAAAUCCAGGAGCUGGAGAGGCACAACAUGUCCCUGGUGACUCAACUCCGCCAGCUGCAGAUGCUCAUUACUCGAACUUCCAACAAAGCUGCCCAGACCAGCACUUGUGUUCUGAUCCUUCUUUUUUCCCUGGCUCUCAUCAUCCUGCCCAGUUUCAGCCCCUUUCGAGGUCCACCAGAAGCUGGGUCCGAGGAUUACCAGCCUCAUGGAGUGAUUUCCAGAAAUAUCCUGAUUCACAAGGACGCAACAAAAAAUUGGGAGACCCCAGAGGUAGAGUCCAGAUUGGGAGGGCCACCUGGGAUCAAGAGUGCAAAUGGCUCAACAACGGCGCUGCUUGAGAAGACGGGAGGGAAGACAGGCCCCCGUGGGCUCCUUAGAACUGUGCUGCAUGCAGAUGAGAUGUGAGCUGGAGCACUUCCUAGCCCACCCCUCAGUCACAUGAGGAACCCAGGGCUCUCCGCUCUGCUUUCCCCUGGGAUUCCCACUCGGGGUUCUUUGGCCUCAGGAUUACAUCAGGAUGCCCUAGAUGCCUGUACCCUGAGGCCGUCUGUCUGUGUGAGGUGGCACCACAAAUACUUUUAUUAUGUAUCUGUGAUUUUAUUUCUUCUUUGGAUGUAGGGUUGAGGAAAACAGACGUUUUUGCUAAUGAAAUAAACAUUUUUUUGCUGAAA
Messenger RNA from Myotis daubentonii (Daubenton's bat), 1733 nucleotides. RefSeq names its product cAMP responsive element binding protein 3 like 4 (gene CREB3L4). NCBI's taxonomy places the organism in Eukaryota, Metazoa, Chordata, Mammalia, Chiroptera, Vespertilionidae. The record is from RefSeq and is a predicted model, not a curated record. Gene Ontology annotation, biological process: regulation of transcription by RNA polymerase II. Gene Ontology annotation, cellular component: nucleus. Gene Ontology annotation, molecular function: DNA-binding transcription factor activity, RNA polymerase II-specific; RNA polymerase II cis-regulatory region sequence-specific DNA binding.